This is a messenger RNA of Penicillium pulvis, 813 nucleotides long. RefSeq lists its product as uncharacterized. Bases 1 to 813 code for a protein of 270 amino acids. The transcript has 7 exons. Gene Ontology annotation, molecular function: FFAT motif binding. Gene Ontology annotation, cellular component: endoplasmic reticulum membrane; plasma membrane. Lineage: Eukaryota; Fungi; Ascomycota; Eurotiomycetes; Eurotiales; Aspergillaceae. Gene Ontology annotation, biological process: endoplasmic reticulum membrane organization. The record is from RefSeq and is a predicted model, not a curated record.
AUGUCUGUCGAGAUCGAUCCCCAGGAGCUUUCCUUUAAGCGUCCUUUCAACCAAGAAGUAUGCCAGGUUCUCCGUUUGGGUAAUACCACUGCCGAGCCUUUGGUGUUCAAGGUUAAGACAACCGCCCCCAAGCACUAUUGUGUGCGCCCCAACUCCGGCCGGGUGGAGCCUGGUAAACAGGUCGAUGUUCAAGUCCUUCUGCAAGCUAUGAAGGAGGAGCCGGCUACCGAUGCCAAGUGCAAGGACAAGUUUCUGGUUCAGUCCGUCGCAGUUACCAAGGACAUGGAGUUCGCGAAUGUGACGUCAAUUUUCGAAAAGGCUUCCAAGUCCGCCGUGGUAGAGCGCAAGAUUCGCGUCGUUUGGCUGGGCCCAGACUCGGAUGUGAAGAGCGAACAUGUUGACGAUGAGCCUCCGUCCUACCCCUCUCCCGGUGGCGCACACUUCGAGACCCCUGCCCCCAAGCAGAUGAGCACCGAGCAAGGACCUCCCAUUCCCGCCCCCGAAUUCUCCGAAAAGCCCAAGUCCGAAUCUCCGCCGACCGAUAAUACCUUCACCAGCUCCAAGGCCGCCGUUGUUAACUCCCUUCCCUCAAGCGAGGAUCUGAAGGCCCAGCUUUCCGAUGCGAAUGCGCAAAUCCAAAGACUGAAGGACCGACUCGCAGACCAGGGCUUGCGGCAGCGCAAGACCGGCGGCGAGAAGGAUGCCCCGACAGCAAUGCAACAGACACACGUUCAGGGUGCUACUGGUGUGCCGCUCCAGAUCGUGGCUGCAUUGUGCCUGAUCAGCUUCUUGAUUGCCUAUUUCUUCUUUUAG